CGACGCUGACGGGUGGGCCUCACGUGACAGGAAGGGAAACACACCGCGAAGCUUUGGCUAAUCCAACCAACAGAGACGGCGCGCAUGGCGACCGCGGCGGCGGCGGCGGUGGCGUCGCUCCGGUACUUCCCCUCCUCCGUCAGGAACCGCAGCUAUCCCGGAACUAUCGGCGGCGGCGCUGUGCUCACGUUUUCUCCGCGGCGGGGCCGCUGUGGGACGGCGGCCAUGGCCGCGCCUUCGCGGGAGGCGGAGCCGGCCUCCUCGCUCGGGGACCUCACCCGCGUAGACUUCCCCAUCCUCGACCAGGAAUUUGAUGGUAAUAAAUUAGUUUACUUCGACAAUGGUGCAACAUCACAGAAACCCUCUCAUGUGAUGAAAGCCUUAGACGACUACUACCGAUUUUAUAAUUCGAAUGUUCAUCGUGGCAUUCAUGCUCUCAGCGCAAAGGCUACUGAUGCAUAUGAGAGUGCAAGAAGGAAAGUUGCAAAUUUCAUCAAUGCGGCUGAUAGUAGAGAGAUUAUUUUUACUCGUAAUGCUACAGAAGCUAUCAAUUUAGUAGCUUAUUCAUGGGGCCUAUCUAACUUAAAACAAGGAGAUGAGAUUAUUCUUACAGUUGCGGAGCAUCAUAGUGCGAUUGUUCCUUGGCAAUUUGUAUCCCAAAAAACUGGUGCUGUCCUAAAGUAUGUUGGGCUGACUAAAGAAGAGGUUCCAGACAUUGAGCAGUUAAAAGGGCUUCUGUCAAGCAAGACAAAGAUUGUUGUUGUCCAUCAUGUUUCAAACGUCCUGGGUUCAAUGCUUCCUAUUGAGGAGGUCGUAUCAUGUGCAAACAAAGUUGGAGCUAAAGUUCUUGUAGAUGCUUGUCAAAGUGUUCCUCAUAUGCCAGUUGAUGUUCAGAAGCUUGGUGCAGAUUUUCUUGUUGCAUCCUCGCAUAAGAUGUGUGGCCCUACAGGCGUCGGAUUCUUGCAUGGAAAAUUUGAGAUCUUGUCAUCUAUGGAGCCUUUCUUAGGUGGUGGUGAAAUGAUUGCAGAUGUGUUCGAAGACAAAUCUACAUAUGCUGAGCCUCCUUCUAGAUUUGAGGCUGGAACUCCUGCAAUUGGAGAAGCUAUAGGAUUGGGGGUUGCGAUAGAUUAUCUGUCACACUUUGGCAUGCAGAGGAUCCACGAGUAUGAGAAAGUGUUGGGGUCGUACCUUUAUGAGAGCCUUCUCUCCGUUCCAAAUGUUCGUAUCUAUGGUCCGGCGCCUUCUGCAAGUGAUCACCGUGCUCCUUUAUGUUCUUUCAAUGUUGAGAAUGUUCAUCCAACAGAUAUUGCCGAAAUUCUUGAUCUCCAGCAUGGCAUAGCGAUUCGGUCAGGGCAUCAUUGUGCACAGAUUUUGCAUCGCACCCUUGGUAUCAAUGCGAGCGCCCGUGCUAGUCUUCAUUUUUAUAACACAAAAGAGGAGGUGGAUGCCUUCAUCCAUGGGCUAAAAGCUACUAUUGAUUUCCUUACUUCCCACCACUAGUGCAGUUCAGUUAGCAAACAUUAGCUUCCUCGUUGUCUCUCACUAGUUCAAGUGCGAUAUAGAAGGCCUACCUGCUCAAACUGUCUGAUGUCUUUCAGCUUUUUCGUGUAAACCAUGCACGGGCAAGUUUAUCUACUCUUGCGCUCUGGAAGUUUCGAGAUAAGUAUUGUUGGCUAUGUAGCUUGGGCGGCUCCGUUUAUUUCCCAUAUAUAAACUGUAUUAUACCUGGACCGUUGGCCAGUUCAUCUGUAAUUUACGAUCUGUCAAUAACUCCAUAACAGUGAGCACGGUGCAUACUUGUGAUUUUGAGGCCCGCACUUUACACAUGUAAUAAUAAGAGACUGAAUAAAGUUUUGUUUUGCUAA
Aegilops tauschii subsp. strangulata is the source of this 1865-nucleotide messenger RNA. Its product is annotated as cysteine desulfurase 1, chloroplastic. NCBI's taxonomy places the organism in Eukaryota, Viridiplantae, Streptophyta, Magnoliopsida, Poales, Poaceae. Gene Ontology annotation, molecular function: cysteine desulfurase activity; pyridoxal phosphate binding. The record is from RefSeq and is a predicted model, not a curated record.